Molecule: messenger RNA, 1152 nt
Organism: Daucus carota subsp. sativus
Lineage: Eukaryota; Viridiplantae; Streptophyta; Magnoliopsida; Apiales; Apiaceae
Exons: 2
Coding region: 460-885 (141 amino acids)
Biological process (GO): response to ionizing radiation; mitotic cell cycle checkpoint signaling; double-strand break repair via homologous recombination
Cellular component (GO): SOSS complex
Molecular function (GO): DNA binding
Source: RefSeq, a predicted model, not a curated record
UGCUAAGUGUUGAGGCAAUUCAGAAUGGCCAGGAGAACUUACUGGAGCUUGGUGACCUUAUUCAUCAAUGCAGGAACAUUCUGAGACAUAAUGAUCGACUCAAGCUUAAUUUUGUUAGGAAGCAAGCGAACAAGGUUGCGCAUAGCAUUGCGAGAAUUCCUUGUGAGCUAAAUAGUUCCAUUGUAAUCUCGUCUCCUCCAUUCUUUUUGUUGGAGACAAUAUUGUCCGAAAGUUUGGCGUUUUAAUGAAAUUAUCAAUUUCUCAAAAAAAAAAAAACUAUUUUGAUUAUUUUCUAAAAUAAAAAAAAUUCUUGGUUAACUAUGUUUACAUUUAUACAAACAUACAUAAUUUUCGCUUCCCAGAAAAUCAUAAUUUUCAUUCUAGACCCAAGUUAUUUGGUCUAUACUCUGUAGUGAACUUACUGGAAAGCUACUCUUACCUGCAGGCUGUACAAGUGUCAUGGCAACGAUGGUUUCUUUGAAAGAUAUAGCUCCAGCAGCGCAGAACAACAUAAACACGCGGUUUAUACUCUUGGAUAAAGGAAGGAUUAUGUUAGAAUCUCAACAGAAGACCUGCAUUGCUUUGGUGGCCGAUGAAACUGCUUCAGUUCAUUUUCAGUUUUGGGGAGAAGAGUGCGAGGCCUUUGAGCCGGGUGAUAUUAUUCGUCUCACCAAUGGCAUAUUCUCCUAUAAUCGCAGCAAUAGUUUUGUUUUGAGAGCUGGGAAACGGGGGAAAGCUGAGAAGGUGGGGGAGUUCACUAUGGUUUUUGUUGAGACGCCAAACAUGAGUGAGAUUCGUUGGGUUCCUGAUCCAAAUAACUCCAAGAACUAUGUCAAGGAGGCUGUUCUGUCUAGCCACUCAAGAUUGUUCCCGCCUAUGGUUUGACUCUAUAUUCGUGUUGGUAAAUUGCUACUUGGUGCUGCAAAUAUUAAAGGGAACAUUUUGUGUUAGCUUAUAAUCUUUCUGGCAACAAUGCAGAAUGUCUGUCAAUAUCGCUUAUUAGGAAAAAUGAACAUUGAGUUUGAAGUUUUCUGCAUCCAGUUGUUAUAUAGAAACCUGCGUGCCAAUUGUUUCAUGUUACCAAGUUGUGAAGACUUUAUUUGUUGCAAUCAAUUUAUCUUGACAAAGCUAAUUCGGACAAAUCCGCCAUCA